AUGCUAGCAGUUCUGGGUGAAUCAAAUGAAACAAGAUCAUCUUCUACCGAUGUUAAGGAAAAAUCUGAGUCAGACAGGCUAGUUGAUGGUAUGGACUUUGGUGAACUAUGCAACGAAUUUGAGUGCCUGAGUAGCCCAGCUGUGGAGUCGACAGCAAGACAGCUAGCACGGGAUAUUUUAGAGUUGCGAGAAGGAAACCGUGCCUUAGGAUCAUAUUCUGUUUCCGUCAAAUAUAAGGACCCUAUUAGGACCUUUACAGGACGAGAAAAGUACAAAAGACCACUGUGGGCAACUGGUGCACUGGAGAAUCCCUCUGUGACAGUGCAGGACAUGGUUAUGUUAUCAACUAGCACACUCAGCAUCAAGUGGACACUUCGCGGGAAACCGAAAAAUCCUAUAUUUGCAUUAGGAGGCGACUUGAUUCUUCGUGUGAAUUCUCAGUUCAUUUUGAACCAAAUAAGCGGACAAGUGAUUGAACAUGAGGAGUUUUGGGACGUGUCUUCAUCAUCCGCACUUGCUCAGGGAUAUUUCUGGAUUUCUAGGCGGCUUUUCUCUGCAAUCGAGUCUGGAAAAGAUACAGUCAAUGCUGCUAAGGAUAUAACAUCUGGCUUCUCCACUGAAAAGGAGAAAAUGGAUGUGUAUCCGGACCCAUUAGGAGAUCCUACAAAGUUUUUUCAAAGGGACGACGGUUUUAUGAGAGAUGCUUAUCAGAUUGCGUUGUUUCUGGCUAUCAUCUACUUCGUUGUACAGUUUUUGAGGCAAACUGUAUGAAUGGAUGCCUUUUAGUUCCACUUUCCAAAUUUUUGUGUUAUUAUUGUUUAUAACUCACAUCAUGUAAUAUUAAACACCCGUUUGUAUGUCUAUUUACCAAAUUAUAUGUAUAUGAUUACGAUGAACACAUCCGUAUGUGUUGCUCUACCGUGACUGGUAAUAUUUGAGGGGACUGUAGAAAUAUUGAAAUAUUGUUAGCAAA
Asparagus officinalis (garden asparagus) is the source of this 973-nucleotide messenger RNA. RefSeq lists its product as uncharacterized. Bases 1 to 771 code for a protein of 256 amino acids. The record is from RefSeq and is a predicted model, not a curated record. The transcript has 4 exons. Gene Ontology annotation, cellular component: chloroplast. Lineage: Eukaryota; Viridiplantae; Streptophyta; Magnoliopsida; Asparagales; Asparagaceae.